This is a messenger RNA of Teleopsis dalmanni, 1799 nucleotides long. Its product is annotated as protein eiger-like. Gene Ontology annotation, cellular component: membrane. The coding region runs from base 214 to 1524 and encodes 436 amino acids. Gene Ontology annotation, biological process: immune response. The transcript is spliced from 7 exons. Lineage: Eukaryota; Metazoa; Arthropoda; Insecta; Diptera; Diopsidae. Gene Ontology annotation, molecular function: tumor necrosis factor receptor binding; receptor ligand activity. The record is from RefSeq and is a predicted model, not a curated record.
AGUUUAAGAAAAAGAAUUCUUUAAAAAAAGGAAAAUUAAUUUCGUUUUGAAGAAAUAACAUCCGUUCCAUUAAGUGAAAGUACUAUCCACUGAGUUUGUAGUACCACGAUUUCUUCCCUCUUAAAUAUUUACCAUACCACCCAGCAUUUUUCAUAGGGGAUUAACAGCAGUAUUAUAAUUUCUUUGUGUUUUGUGUAAUUUAUUAUUUAAAUUAUGACAGCCGAAACACUUAAACCGUUCAUAUCACCACAGAGCGUCGAUACCUUUCCUACGACGCUUUCCAGCAGUACGGCGCGAUAUAAACGCAGCAGCCACUUAAUUGCUAUUGUCGUCGGCGGGAUCAGUUUGGUAUUUGCAGCGAUUUUACUAGUAAUACUGAUAUGGAACACUAACCGUUUAACGAAACUUGAAACUAAUGUAAAUACUUUAAGCAGAGUUUUAGAGAAUUUGCAAAAACGUUUGGGUUUACAAUAUUUGGAUGAAAUUAAUGAUUUCGAAAAAGAGUAUUCAAAUGCUCUUAUCGAUGACCCUGAUGAAGAUAUGGAGACUGAAGAUGGCGAUGAUGUUGAUGAUGAUGAUGACGAUGAGGAUGAAAAUGAACGGGAGAAGGACAAACUUUCAAAUGCAGACUAUGAUGAUUAUGAAGAUUUAAUAAAAAAGUUUAACAGCUAUGAUGAUUCGGAUGGCGAUGAUGAAGAUAUAAUAUCUGAUGAUGAUAACUUGUACGAUGAUUUUGAAAAAUAUAAGGACUCAAAGAAAAAACAUCAACGAGUGUCACGAUCUAUUGAUAAUGUUCAAGUUUUAACUAUACAUGAAGAUGAAAAUAAAUCAGAUCAAAAUAAGACUACAACUGCGGUUGAGACGAAAUCAUUAAAUUCCGAUUAUCCUUCAUACAAAACAAGUUCUAGGACUCAAGAAAAGAUCUCAGACAAUUUGAAAAACCACAGUCAACGUAAAUUUGUAGCUGAAAACUUAGAUAAGCGACGUUCACAUUUACGGAGCCAUUUAAAUCGCAGACGUAAAAUUCCAGUUUAUCGAACUGGUGAAUCUCUAUCUUUUUCAGCAAAAUCUUCGCUUAUGUCAAACUCAAUUGACUCAGCUCCUGCAGCACACUUCCAUUUAACGCGUACAGUUCCCGGUCGACAAGCAGCAAUAAAAGUUCCAUUAUAUGCUGGAGAUAUAUAUAUUGGGGAGCCAAGUAUGUCUAGUAGCUAUUUCGAGGUUGAAAAUGGAGUUCUGACAGUGCUUGAAUCUGGUCUUUAUUACAUCUAUGCUCAGGUGUGUUACAAUAACACACAUGAUCAAAAUGGCUUCGUAAUAUUCCAUGGACAUAAACCAUUCUUACAAUGUCUAAAUACUGUGCCAACGAACAUCCCACUUAAAAUUCAUACAUGCCAUACCAGCGGCCUCAUCCAUCUACGCGCAGAUGAAACAAUACACAUACGAGACUUCCACACCGAUCGAAGUGUAAUUUUAAAGGACACAAAUAACAGAAGCUAUUUUGGUCUCAUUAAAGUGAAAUAAAGGAAACUCUAUUAAGGGAAAUUAUUUUAAAUUGAUGAUAAUUUUUUGAUAUUUGGCAGAUGCAUUGUAAUUUUUUAAUUUAAGCAGUAAAUUUUAGUUGUAGUCUUGAACUUCUUUAGUUAAGUUAUUUAGCAUUAAUUGUAGCAAACCAAAAAUUAUUAUAAAGCUGUUUUAUAUUAUUUUACAAUAAUAUUUAAUCAGAUCAAAAUGUGACAAGAAUCUGUGGGACGAGGUUUUCUUGAACUCAAACAUAAUUUAAUUAUAUCACUUUUUAU